UAUUCCAAGUAACUUUACGAUCACCAUAAUUGGCAUAUUCUAAAAUUCGAAUUCGAUUAUAUGUGGAGACUUUUUCAGUACACCAUCCAUCGGGCACCACUAUUGUCAAAGGCAUUGCGUAGAAGGAACAUACACGCCAUGUACUAUGACCUGCAGGACUCAGAGCAGUCACACUCUCCCCCUGCCAAACGACCAAUCACCGAAGUGCAAGCAGGGAUCUCAGAGUCCUUCAAACGUGCGAGGAUUGAACAUGAGGAGCCCGAGAAGACAUUAGAUGCAACCGAACAUGAAGGUCCUUCCGACACUCCCGCCGCUGAUACGAAACAGGGAAAGCGGGAUGCAGCGGGCUGGGCGAAGUCUAGGCGGGGAAAGGCCAAAGAUACGAAGAACAAGGGACGCAGACGUGGGACGCGUGACCAAGAUAAGGAUGGUGAAAAAGAGGGUGAGGAGCAGAGCCCUAGAGUCCCGCGCCUGCCUAAGAAACAGAGCGCAUUGCUUAUCGGGUUCUGCGGGACAGGAUGCAAUGGAAUGCAAAUACAACCCGACGUACGGACGAUCGAAGGUGUCCUGUUCGACGCACUCGUGCGUGCCGGAGCAGUCUCAUCAGACAAUGCAGACGACCCCGUGAAGGUAAAUCUAGGGCGGGCUGCACGCACCGACGCAGGAGUCCACGCAGCUGGCAACCUGGUGUCUAUGAAACUGAUCACCGCGAUUCCUGGGGUGACAGACUGGGUGGCACGUGUAAACGAAGAACUCCCACAAGAGAUUCGUGUUUGGGGCUCCGUCCGCGUGCAAAAUUCAUUUAACGCUCGCAUGUCUUGCGACAGCCGCAAGUACACAUACUUCUUCCCGUCGUAUCUCCUUAUACCUCCAAAGCCUGGGUCAGGAUUUCAGCGUGCAUAUGAAAAACACGCACAGUCCAUGCAGGGCAUUGUCCCUCUAGAUUCUUCCGCUCAUUCCUUCUGGAGUGCACCUGAAUCUCAUUCUUCCACCCCUAUGGAUGAUCUCCUACGCAAGCGCUCGUGGAGGAUAAGUUCAGAUCAGGUAGAGCUCAUCCGUCGGACUGCAAAUAAGUUCGAAGGGACGCAUAACUUCCAUAACUUUACUGUUGGACGCGAGUUUGGAGAUCGCAGUAAUCAGCGGCAUAUGUGGAAAAUUGAGAUAUCUGACCCUGCGGUCUAUGGAGACACUGAGUGGAUAAGUGUCCUCUUCCAUGGGCAGAGCUUUAUGUUGCAUCAGCGCAAAAUGAUGUCCGCUCUUGUCUUGUCUUGUAGGACAAGUACACCAAGUCAAGUCAUCGACGAACUAUACGGGCCGCGCAUUGUCAUGAUCCCAAAGAUGCCUGCUCUUGGUCUCUUGCUAGAGUACCCAAUAUUUGACUCGUAUAACAAGAAAGUUACUUCGAUCAACGAGAAGCUCGAGCCCUCCCAUCCAGAUUACCGACCUAAAAUUGAUUUUGAAAAACACCGAGAGUCUAUCGAUGCAUUUAAACAAACCUUUAUUUAUGACAAUAUGCGGUGCAUUGAGGACCGCGACGGGGUGUUUGAUGCGUGGAUGCGCUCAAUCGACUCAUAUGGAGGUGAUGAUUUGUUGUAUUUGAACCCGAAAGGUAUCAUUCCUGCGGCUGCCGUUAUAAAGAAGGGAGAUAAGAGAGAGAAUCCAUUCAAGGAGAAGAGAAAGUUUGACUUGACGAGUUUCCCUGAUAAACAAGGUACCCCGACUAUCGAAGACGACGAGGAGACAGAGAGCAAACUCAAUAAAUCCCGCCUGGAGGACAUGGAAGGCUAAGUAGUAGCUGUGUUUCCCAUCUUGCAAGAUUAGUGCAUAGUCGAUGUACAUUAUGCGAGAUGGUGGAGACAAAUUGGCGGAUGCGAUGAAUGUGUCAGAGGACGGAAUCUGUUUUACAUAUUUCCUAAUGCCUGUUGCAAUCGUUCCCAAAUUCCACUUUGCGACAGCCGUCGACGGUGAACGACCAACAUGGUCUGUAACCAGUUGACGAGCAAGCAGCCGCCUUGCUGGGAUGUACAUAAGCUGGC
This is a messenger RNA of Suillus plorans, 2036 nucleotides long. Its product is annotated as pseudouridine synthase. The transcript has 10 exons. Gene Ontology annotation, molecular function: pseudouridine synthase activity; RNA binding. The record is from RefSeq and is a predicted model, not a curated record. NCBI's taxonomy places the organism in Eukaryota, Fungi, Basidiomycota, Agaricomycetes, Boletales, Suillaceae. The coding region runs from base 61 to 1788 and encodes 575 amino acids. Gene Ontology annotation, cellular component: nucleus. Gene Ontology annotation, biological process: mRNA pseudouridine synthesis; tRNA pseudouridine synthesis.